Emiliania huxleyi CCMP1516 is the source of this 585-nucleotide messenger RNA. RefSeq lists its product as hypothetical. The coding region runs from base 1 to 585 and encodes 194 amino acids. The transcript has a single exon. Lineage: Eukaryota; Haptophyta; Isochrysidales; Noelaerhabdaceae. The record is from RefSeq and is a predicted model, not a curated record.
AUGCCGCAGCACACCCUCUUCAUCGCCGGCCCACGCCGCGCGCCCGCGGUGAGCGAGGCUGUCCGCGGAUUGGCCGGCGCGCGCUCGGCAGACGACUGGCGCGUCGCCUUUGCGUGCGGCGAGGCCAGCGCUGCAGCGUGGCAGCCGGCGAGCGAGUGGCCGGCCGAGGCUGCGUCGUCGGCGGGGGUGGAUGCGCGGGGUAUGAUCGCGAGGAUCGCGCGCCUCCUCCAGCUCGUCCCCGCCGGCUCCUCGCUCGUGGUGAGGUGGGCCUUCGAGGGCGACGCGCCGACCGACGAGGCGCUCGGGUUGGGCGUGCACGCGGCGGUCAGCUUCUCCGAGGGCCUGGGCAUCAAGGACUGCCGCACGCUGGUAGUCGAGUGGCUCGACGACGGCCGCGCCGCGGACUCGGCCGCGCUCGACGUGUGGGCCGACGUGCUGCGCGCGCGGAGGGUGGCAGUCGCUGCAGACGCACCCGAAGAGGAGGCGCCGGCGCAGUGUCACGCACCCGGCCGCCGCCCGCGUCGCACGGUCUCUGACGCGGCUCCCGCUCCCCCCUCUCCUCCUCGCCGCAGGCCGCCCGGCUGA